UGCACCCGGUUGAAAACAAAAUCCCACGUGACUGGCUCUGCUCUCAGGCUAUCAUGGCGUCUCCCAGUGGGAAGGGAGCCCAGGCGCCGGAGGCUCCUGGCUGCGGGCCCCGGCCGCUCGCCCGGGACCUGGUGGAUUCCGUGGACGACGCGGAGGGGUUGUACGUGGCUGUAGAACGCUGUCCGCUUUGCAAUACUACACGCCGGCGGCUGACCUGCGCCAAAUGCGUUCAGAGCGGCGAUUUCGUCUACUUCGACGGCCGCGACCGGGAGAGGUUUAUUGACAAGAAGGAAAGGUUAAGCCGACUUAAGAGCAAGCAAGAAGAAUUUCAAAAAGAAGUGUUAAAAGCUAUGGAAGGAAAAUGGAUAACAGAUCAGUUGAGAUGGAAAAUAAUGUCCUGCAAGAUGAGGAUUGAACAGUUAAAACAAACAAUAUGUAAAGGAAACGAAGAAAUGAAGAAAAAUUCUGAAGGUCUUCUCAAAACCAAGGAGAAGAAUCAGAAGCUUUACAGUCGAGCACAGCGGCACCAAGAGAAAAAGGAGAAGAUUCAGAGGCAUAAUCGCAAACUUGGCGACCUGGUAGAGAAAAAGACCAUUGACUUAAGAAGUCAUUAUGAGCGUCUGGCAAAUCUUCGACGAUCCCAUAUAUUAGAGCUCACUUCUGUCAUUUUCCCAAUCGAGGAAGUAAAGACUGGUGUGAGAGAUCCCGCAGAUUUGUCUUCAGAGAGCGACAGUGCCAUGACCUCCAGCACUGUGAGCAAGCUUGCUGAAGCCCGGAGGACAACUUACCUCUCAGGACGAUGGGUCUGCGAUGAUCACAAUGGAGACACCAGCAUUAGCAUUACAGGGCCUUGGAUUAGCCUCCCGAACAAUGGGGACUACUCUGCCUACUAUAGCUGGGUGGAGGAGAAGAAAACAACCCAGGGGCCUGAUAUGGAGCAGAGUAACCCUGCCUACACCAUCAGUGCUGCGCUAUGCUAUGCAACUCAGCUGGUCAACAUUCUGUCUCAUAUACUUGAUGUAAAUCUUCCCAAAAAGCUGUGCAACAGUGAAUUUUGUGGCGAAAAUCUAAGCAAGCAGAAAUUUACUCGAGCAGUGAAGAAACUGAAUGCAAAUAUUCUUUAUCUUUGUUUUUCUCAGCAUGUAAAUUUAGAUCAAUUACAACCACUGCAUACCCUCAGGAAUCUAAUGUACCUGGUCAGUCCGAGCUCUGAACACCUAGGCAGGUCAGGGCCCUUUGAAGUGCGAGCAGACCUUGAGGAGUCCAUGGAAUUUGUGGAUCCCGGAGUUGCUGGAGAAUCAGAUGAGAGUGGAGAUGAGCACAAAAGCGAUGAAGAAACCGACCUGGGCACAGACUGGGAGAACCUGCCUAGUCCCCGGUUUUAUGAUAUCCCUUCCCAGCCUGUGGAAGUCUCCCAGAGUCAGAGCACCCAGGUGUCCCCACCCAUUGCAAGCAGCAGUGCAGGUGGGAUGAUCUCCUCUGCAGCAGCCUCAGUGACCUCCUGGUUUAAAGCUUACACUGGACACCGUUAACGAGCAUGGACUAAAACAUGCCAAAUCUGCAUCAAGAAAGUUCUUCUCCCACUACACUCUAGUCAACAUUAUCUGUUUAGUUAAGAUAGUGCCUGGAACAUAGAGGUUAAAGUGGUGUUUUGGGUUUUUUUUAAGCAGGGAGACAAACAUUUCUGUUUGUCAAGUGGCCUGUGAUGGUGACCAAUGUGUUUGAUAAUUAAUAGAACAGAAGGGUCAAAGGUCUUUCUACCCAGACCAGUGUUGGUGAAGAAGGACCUGUGAUUAUGGCCAGUUCUGCCAAGGAAGCAGUUAAUUUGGGUUCCCUCUGGGCCCAGCUACAGGGUCCACAGACGUGCGUCAGUGUUCUGGUCCUUGCGGUGCUGAGUCUGUUGCUGACACUUUAAUUUUAGAGGUUGGUUGAAUCAUAAGAGGUGAUUCUUGAUGAUUAGGACAUGAAUGGGAAAAGCUCUUUAAUAGGAGUUUUUCUGCUAUUGUUUUUUGUACAGAGAACCAGCAGGCAAUUUGGAAUCAUUUGAUUAUUUGGUCCUUUGGUUUUGUUUGGGGAGAGGAUGUUUCAAUGUGUUUCAUUCGUGCUGCUUUGUCAUAGUUUGUCAGACAUACCUGUUUUUCUUUUCCCCCCACACACCAAAGAAAAUGAAAGUCUUUUUCUUUAGGAUCCACAUCUAUAAAUGGAAGAAAUCCUGGCUGCAAUAAUGUCCUAAAGAUUUUUUUUAAACUAUUUUCUUGUUUUCUGAGGAGAAUUAAGCUUAUUCUUACCUAGUUUAUUGAAUUCCUGCCAUCCACGCCAUGAGCAUUUUGAAAUUGAACUUCUCUGAGGGAUGAUAAGUCAUGAAGGUUGGCUGGCUUACACCUGUAAUCCCAGCACUGCGGGAGGCUGAGGCAGGCAGAUCACCUGAGGUUGGGAGUUUGAAACCAGCUACAUGAGUUUGAGACCAACAUGGAGAAACCCAUCUCUACUAAAAAUACACUGUAAUCCCAGCUACUUGGGAGGCUGAGGCAGAAGAAUCGCUUGAACCCAGGAGGUGGAGGUUGCGGUGAGUCAAGAUUACGCCAUUGCAGUCCAGCCUGGGAAACGAGCGAAAUUCCAUCUCCAGAAGAAAGAAAGAAAAGUCGUGAAGGUCAUUCCCUUAUGUGUAAGCUCAAUGCCUGCAUGGGCACAGGGGAAAAGCCACUUAGUUAAGCGGCCUCUGGUCAUUCUUGUGUUGUCCAGUUUCUUUCUAUGGGAUUUCCUAGGUGACAGGUGUUUCCAGGGGAAACGUCCUGCUUGUUUCCAAGGUCUUUGUUCUGAGGACACAGCUUUGCUCAGAAACGCAGCGCAGAUCCUUACAGCUAAUGCUGCUUGUCUCUGUUCUGGGGAAAGCACAAUGUAAAGAAUGUCCCUCACCAGGAGAUCAUUUUCAGCUCAUGUGUCUUGUCAUGCUUUUAGUGACAAUCUUACAAGAAAACUAUGAGAGAGGCAUUAUGUACAAAUAUGUAAGUAGUUUUUUAUUUUUAAUAACUGCACAAAAAAAUCCUAUGAAAAAUUCCUAACAGGCAUUAUUACCAUAUUAUCUUACGUGAUUAGCAUGAUAGCACCUCAGCUAAGUCAUUCAGAGGUUUGCCAUGUCCCACCUUCUUUUCUCAUUGUAAUUAUUGUAGUUGAUACUUUGCCUCCAAGUCUGGGGUGCUAUAUAGCUUUUGCUAAUGGUAUAUAUGGUGUUUGGUAUAAUUGUGGGUAGAGUUGCAGAAGGGAGUUUAUUUCUAUCCAGGAGUCUCAAAUUCCUUGGCUCUGUGAAUUUUCCAUGAAAGGAGGAAGUAGACUUUACUCCUUGUGGAUUUUCUUUUUUUUUUUGAAACAGUGUCUUGCUCAGCCCUCCAGGCUGGCGUUCAGUGGUGUGAUCUCGGCUCACUGCAAACUCUGCCUCCCAGUUUCAAGCAGUUCUCCCGUCUCAGCCUCACGAGUAGCUGGGAUUACAGGCACCUGCCAUCGUGACCAGCUAAUUUUUGUAUUUUUGUAGAGAUGGGGUUUCACCAUGUUGGCCAGGCUGGUCUUGAACUCCUGACUUCAGGUGAUAUGCCUGCCUUGGCCUCCCAAAGUGCGAGGAUUACAGGCAUGAGCCACUGCACUCGACCCCUUGUGGGUUCAUCUACACUGCUGUGUUAAGUGCCCAGCUACAUGAUUACUGGGCUUGCUUGCAUUUUCCCAUCCAGUUCUGGAGUUCAUAGAGAGUGGAGAUGGUGGACUUGAACAGAUACCAAAUAAACUUACGAUCUUUUAAUAGUCAUCUAGUUACUACUUACAACUCUCAGAAGGAAGAACUUGGUCUCACGAGUUGCAAGAUUGGAUUUGGAGCUUGGAGGUAGAGAUUGACUUCAUCUGAGAUGAACAGUAGUUACGGUUUUCUUAAGCCUUUUAUGAAACCAUGAAUGUGAGAUGAAGCUAUAGAAUCCAGAGAUCACAAACUCAUAUCUAGAAUACUUCAACAAAAUUUACAAAGAUGUGGGAACUUUAGGGAUUGAUAGGAUAUUUUGUUGUUAAUAUCAACUAGUGGCACUUUAUGUAGGGUUAAGUGAUCGAACCCUUUUGUGGUUUGGAACACCAACAUACUGGCUUACACUGCUGAAAUAUUUUGGGUUUCAUUAUUUUGCACUGGAUCCACCCUGUAAAUACUCUGAAGUAUACAUUUCAACCACUGUUUUUUCUACUCUUUUUGCUGCUCAUUAAAAUCUUUCAUGUAGGUGCCAGAACCAUAUGUAAACAGCAUUUUUAAAAAAUUGAAGCUGGUUUUUUUUUUUUUUAAAUAAAAAGCCAUAGAACUUGGUCAUGUUUUCCAUUUUAAAGUGAUUUAUUGAAACAAGGUAAUACUAAUAAAAACCCACACAGGCACCAAACAGGCUGCUUAAAAUGGUCUAUUAAAGACAUUUUUGGUAAUGGACUAUAAGAAAAGUUUUGCACAUCUAUAAGUUAGAGGGGAAAGCUGGGUCGAGUGGACAGGAUUCAUGUAAGGACUCACAGAAGUCGGGGAAGAGCAUUCAGUGGCGUGCUGUUAAGAGGACUAGUGUCUGAGAAUCUCCUCGCAGUGUCAUGUUGCAGGAAUUCCCCAUUGCUCUGCAACUUCCAAAUCAGUUUCAGUCAUACAGAUGUUUUCUAAACUUUAUUGUAUUACUGCAAUAAACCUUUUAACAGUA
This is a messenger RNA of Callithrix jacchus (white-tufted-ear marmoset), 4700 nucleotides long. RefSeq names its product autophagy related 14 (gene ATG14). Gene Ontology annotation, molecular function: protein-membrane adaptor activity; phosphatidylinositol 3-kinase regulator activity. The record is from RefSeq and is a predicted model, not a curated record. Gene Ontology annotation, cellular component: phosphatidylinositol 3-kinase complex, class III; extrinsic component of phagophore assembly site membrane; extrinsic component of omegasome membrane. NCBI's taxonomy places the organism in Eukaryota, Metazoa, Chordata, Mammalia, Primates, Cebidae. Gene Ontology annotation, biological process: autophagosome membrane docking; autophagosome assembly; cellular response to starvation.